AUGGCGGAGCGAAUGAGCGAUGCCAGAGAAUCGCCCGGGGUUGGGGAAGACCAACAACAUGAGCACAGAUCCAAGCGCUUCCGCUUCAAGACCAGGAAAGAGGAUCCAGGGCGUAGCGACACGGAGUCGAAGCGCAAACGGCGGCGGGAUGAAGAUCCUUCUCGCAGGCACAGAAAGCGGCAGAGAUCUCCACGACACUCGCAUCCUGAGGAGCGAUUCGGACCAAACCACCUAUCUCCCGACAGGGCCUUUCAAGAAUCUCUCUUUGACGCUCUCGGAGAUGACGAAGGCGCAACGUUCUGGGAAGGCAUCUACGGACAGCCAAUACACAACUAUCCAAACACCUACGAAGAUCCGGAGACCGGCGAAUUGGAACGCAUGACCGACGAAGAAUAUGCGCAGUUUGUCCGGCGGAAGAUGUGGGAGAAAAGCUGGGAGGGUAUCGAGGCCGCAAAGGAAGAGAAAAGAAGAGAGCGAGAAAGAGAGAAACAAAAGAUUCGAGAUGAGGAGAGAAGGCGAGGGACAGCCAGACAGCCACAAUACGACAAUGAUGUCUUUGAUACUCAUAUCGAAGCCAGCCUGCGGCGUGGGGAGAGGAGAAAAGACCGCAAGCGAUGGCAGAGCCUGUGGCAGGAUUACCUGGCCCGCUGGGAAGAACUCCAAAAGAUGGCUGAAGCCCGGCAGAAAUCCACAGAGGACGCUGAACAGGUCUACCUGCGCAACAAGAUUGCGUGGCCUGUUGAGUCGGGCAAGCGCAAGGACGUGGUUCGCGAUGAAAUUGAGCGCUUCAUCAAGAAAGGCACGGCAGCCUCUGGUGACAGCGAGUCACCUGCAAAUCCCUUUGCAAGUGCGAUCAAGGCCGAGCGUGUCAGGUGGCAUCCUGACAAAGUACAACAGCGGUACGGCUUUAUGGAGAUUGAUGAGAACACGCUGAAAGGCGUCACGGCCGUCUUCCAGAAUUUGGAUGCGAUAUGGAAUGAAUUACGGGAUAAGCCAGGCUGA
Messenger RNA from Capronia coronata CBS 617.96, 1002 nucleotides. RefSeq lists its product as uncharacterized. The transcript has a single exon. NCBI's taxonomy places the organism in Eukaryota, Fungi, Ascomycota, Eurotiomycetes, Chaetothyriales, Herpotrichiellaceae. Gene Ontology annotation, biological process: canonical NF-kappaB signal transduction. Bases 1 to 1002 code for a protein of 333 amino acids. The record is from RefSeq and is a predicted model, not a curated record.